Molecule: messenger RNA, 5135 nt
Organism: Hemibagrus wyckioides
Lineage: Eukaryota; Metazoa; Chordata; Actinopteri; Siluriformes; Bagridae
Gene: sash1b
Product: SAM and SH3 domain containing 1b
Exons: 20
Coding region: 693-4232 (1179 amino acids)
Molecular function (GO): protein binding
Source: RefSeq, a predicted model, not a curated record
CAGACUGAUAAUCAGACAGAAACGGACGCAGCAAGUUCAGUUGACGCGCGCGACGAGGCACACAGAGCUACUUUCCGUGUAUUUGUGGCUUUGCGUUAGAGACUAGAGAGAGGAGCUGCAGAUUUUUCUUCUGUUACAAGUAUAAAACUAUCUGCGAUGCGUGAAGACUUGCAGCGAUGGCGAUUAAAAUAGUUUUCAGUGCUAAUUGAAUGCAAGCUCGGAGGUUCAUUGACACUUUUGGAAACGCCAGCGCUGAAUGCUGCUGGUAUUUAAGCUGACCACUGUCGGACACAGGAGAUUUGUUAGAAAGUGACACUUUUGCCAAGGUAAAUCCUCAGCAAUGGACAAUGUCACCAGGUUGUGUUUAUUCUAAAAUGCCAACAGCGUUUUCAACUUUACCUGCAGUAUCAGAGCUUUUGCCAAGUUUGUAGCUCAACUUUCGUACUGCUUUUGCAUCCUCGAUUUAAAAUGUAGCCUCAUUUUUCUGCAUUUCAUUCGCUUGGCAUGAUUCAGAGACGCAGCAAACUGGCAUUCCCAGUAGUCCUGUUUUGGAAACACACAUUUUCCUUCCAGAGACGGACUCUCACGGACUCGCGCCUUGCCAAACUCCACUUCCCACAAAGGACGAGGAGGAUAAUGCACGCGCAGCUUUUACUCUAACCGGACAUUUCUUUUUGGAAAAAGUAGCAAUAAUGAUGAGCAGCGGUCCCUCUAUCGUCUACGAGUGGCUGAAAACCCUGCAGUUGACUCAGUAUGUCGAGUCGUUUGUGGAUAACGGCUACGACGACCUGGAGGUGUGUAAGCAGAUCGGAGAGCCUGACCUGGACGCCAUCGGGGUGUUUCCCCCACAUCACAGGCUCAAAGUUCUCCGAGCAGUGCACAGACUGAGAGAGGAGGACAAGAAACUGGCCCCGGGUCUUUACUUCACCUUAGAGCCCCUUCCAGAUGUCUCCAGUGUCUAUGACUGUAAAACCAGUGGGUCCUACUGGGACAGAGAAGGACUUGAGCUGUCCAAUAACAAUAAUCUUAUGCUCGGAGGUUCUCCAGAUCCAGUGUCUUACCCGAAACUCAAGCUGAAGAUCCUGAUCCGAGAUAAGCUGAUCAAGGAUGGGAUAGACCUGACUAAGCCCCCUUACUCAUUUAAGGAUGGCUCUCUGGGAAACAUUGAGGAUUUGGCUAAGGAGUACUCAGAGUAUUAUAGUACCUCUUACAGUGACGUGUGUGAGAGGAUGGAGGAGCUUCGCAAGCGCAAAGUGGCUCAGGAUGCAGAGAUUGCAAAUACUGAGUCAAUGAUCACAUCACUUCAGCUGCGUUCAGAAAUCCAGGAAUCUCUGGGGUUGAGCAGUACGGUGUCCACUCCUGAGGUUGAGAGAAGGCUGUUGGUGCAAAAGUCAGCCUCAGAAGAUGGAUCUGGAGGAAAAUGGGACAGAAAGAAAAACAAAUCCUUCUGGCAGAAUUUCCGUAAGACACAGAAAGGCAUUAUACGGCAGACGUCAAAAGCUGAUGACCUUGGCUUUGUAGCCAGUGAGAUCACAAUGAGUGAUGAAGAACGCAUCCAGCUGAUGAUGAUGGUGAAGGAGAAGAUGAUAACUGUAGAGGAGGCCUUGGCUCGGCUGAAAGAAUAUGAGGCACAAAAUCGUCAGUCAUGUACCACGGACACAGUUGAGUGGACCGAUGCCUCCAGUCCCACUACUGAUGAGUUCUCCGUGAACUUCACUUCACAGGAGCAGUCAGAUGAUGAGCAGGAGGAGUCGUUGGCUUUUCGCAGGCUUCACAAGCUGGUUAACUCGACACGCCGCGUGAAGAAGAAGCUCAUUAGAAUAGACGAGAGCAAAAAACACACAUCAAAAGACUCUUUGAGCUCGGACUUCUCUCCUACGUGUGAGGAAAGGGCCUCUCUCUACUCAGGCGUACAGAAGCGUCUGGUCUUGUCUCAGGGUGAUGGAAUGGCCUCAGUUCUGUGUGUGGAUGGAGACUCAGACAGCCUGACCACAUCUCCGUCCUCCAGUAGCCUGGAUACCUACAGUGGCCAUAAGCAGUUUAAGCCCUUUAACAGUAGCCAGGGGCUAAGCUACCCUCCCACAGGGCCCAGUUUGGACACCUCGGUGAUGGAUGCAGGCAGUCGCUCAUCCUUUUCUGAAGCUGAGGGCGGCUGUGAGGAGGAGCCCAGGAUAACCCGUUCUGUGACUGAUGGAGAAAUGAGACGGGCCCUGGGUCCCUCUAAAUUACAUGGGAGGGCGUGUAGCUUUGGAGGGUUUGACCUUAUGAACCAGUCUGUAUACAUGAGAAACAGCUGUAACAACCCUAGUGAUAAUGGGACCAUCAGCAGGAGAGAUGCAGCGAGGUCACCCACACCGUCCCGCAUCUCUCUCGGGAAAAAAGUGAAGUCGGUGAAGGAGACCAUGAGGAAACGCAUAUCCAAGAAAAGUAGUGCUGUCCUGUUUGAGCAGUUGAGUCCGAGCAGAGAGCCUGAGUCACUCCAGCCCCCCCACACAGACUCACUAGAAAAACCCAAGCUCAAGUCUGGGGGUUCUGUUGAGAGUCUGAGGAGCUCACUAAGUGGACAAAGCUCGAUGAGCGGUCAGACAGUAAGCACCACAGACUCCUCAGCAAGUAACAGAGAGAGUGUGAAAUCAGAGGACGGUGAUGAUGAGGAGUUGCCUUACAGAGGGCCGUUUUGUGGCCGAGCCCUUGUACACACCGACUUUAUCCCCAGUCCCUAUGACACAGAUUCACUCAAACUCAAGAGAGGAGAUGUUAUAGACAUUAUCAGUAAGCCUCCAAUGGGUACAUGGAUGGGCCUUCUGAAUAACAAAGUGGGCACCUUUAAGUUCAUCUAUGUAGACGUGCUGAACGAGGAAGGCGAAAAGCCCAAGAGCAGCGUCAGGAAGAGAAGGAAGGGUCGGCCUCCCAAACCCACCUCUGUGGAAGAGCUACUAGAGCGCAUCAACCUCAAAGAGCACAUGCCUACAUUCCUGUUUAAUGGAUAUGAGGAUCUGGAAACGUUUAAGUUGCUGGAGGAGGAGGACCUGGACGAGUUGAACAUCAGAGACCCACAGCACAGAGCAGUGUUGAUGACGGCAGUGGAGUUGCUGCAGGAAUAUGACAUUAACAGUGACCCAGAGAAUGGUGGAUCCUCAGUAGACCCAGAGGAGAACGUUCAUCCAGUGAUAUCAGCUCCUUCCAGAGAUUCUCCACGUGACUCUGGUUGCUAUGAGAGCAAUGAGAAUCUGGAGAAUGGGAAAGCCAAAAAGACAUCUCAUUUAAGCAGGUCUUCAUCAGGCUUUGAAUCCAGUCACCUCCCAUCUCCUGAGUAUCCCACUCCUCCUCUCAGCCAGACCAGCAGCAGGCAGGAUCAACAGUCUCUCCUGCCACCUUUCCAGAUAACCUCCAUCAAAACCGUUCACAUAGGGACAAGCCGCUCCUUGCUCACCAUAAAGCCCCUCAGUCAGAGCUACGAUGAGUUGCUUUGCAUCCCUGUACCCCAAGGCUUGUGGAAACGUUCUCUUUCACUGGAUCAUCAGAUGCUUCACAGGAAGGAGCCAUACAACCCAGAAGACUUGAUGCCCGUUCAAUCAAUAGAACAUGAUAUAUAUAGCCCUGCUGAACAGAAUGAAACUAUAACAUCUCAGGCAUGUGCCAACCAAGAGGAUGAAUCUGAAGAGCUAGGAACAGGGGAUGAGCUAACUUUCCCUUCUGUUGACUCCUCCACAGAUGUGGAGAGUGAGGAGGUACCUGUAGAUAGUGCUGAAAGUUCUCAACCAGAUCCUCCCUUACACCCACACCGCAUAAAACCACCAGUUCCUCCUAAACCUCUUCCACUGCCAUUUGUAAAUGACAAAGACACAACAAGCCCUGACAACAAACCUGUGUUCCAAAGCAACUUGGCAGUACACAAAUCAGACACUGCCUCUGGUGUACCAAAGUCCGGCAAACCUUUUCUCCACAGACUUGGAAAGAAAGUGCAACAUGUCCGAUCACCUAAUCUGGAGUUACUUGUAGAAGAGAAGCUGAGCAUGGAUGGCAUAGACCUCACAGCGGAGCCCUAUUCUGACAAGCAUGGCCGUUACAAAGUCCCGUUCUCCCUCAUUCAAAGAUACUCUGAAGAUUUGGACAAGCCUUUGGGAGAUAUUGCCACAGUAAUGGAUCAGACUCGAGUCCAGCUGCUUCGCAAACAGCAGCGGAUGGCGAUCCCACUGAGAGGAUUAUCAGAAAUUUGUAUAAAGCUAUAAUACUUUGCUGGAUUCCAGGCCUUCAUGGUUUCAGCUGUUACCCUCUGGCACAGAUGAUCGAUCGAUCAACGGUCUGAUAAUACAGCAGAUCACCAGACCGCAGCAGCAGUCACAGCCAUGAAGGAUAAGGGGCUUGAAGCCACUGUGUUUGAAUGAAGGAUGAAUGUUGCAGACUGUCAUGAAGGAAAUCUGUACACUGUUCAAGAGUUCCUGGAGCCAAUUUCAAGUUUAUCUUCUUUUUCAAGAUUUUUUUUUUUAAGUUUUUGUUUGUCACUUUAAUGCAGUUUUAAUUAGAGGCAGGCAAUAUGGCAAAAAUAAUAGCACCUGAGAAACAUCACAUCAUCUGAAAACAUUUCUAUGAUAAACCUAUUUAUCAAAAUUUAGGUCUGCAAACAAACUGCUAGCAAAAUAGUAGUGUUGCGUUUCAUUAAAAACCUGUGAAAUAUUAAGCUAGGUGAUACUUUUAUUUAUUGUCUAAAAAAUAACUUAUUUAACGCUGAAAUAAAGAAAGAAAUCAUUAAAUUUGAACAUUUAACAAUUUCGGUACAAAGUUUUAACACCGUUAGCUGCUUCUAAUCACAUUUUGUAGUUUUAAAAAUAUAUCAAAAGAUUUUGUGAUACCAAUAUCUCUAUGCUUUCCUGAUGUUGCCCAGCCCUUGUUUUAACAUUUUAAUAGGUUUUGAAAAAAUAGUUUUGUGAAAUCAGAUACAUGCUUGUUCUGAAUCUGUAUUUUUUUUGUUCACGGUUAUAUAAAAUACAAUUAAUUCAGUACUUGUAUUUAGCCAGUACCAGAUCAGCAUCUUGGAAACAUUUCAAAUCUCUAAAUCAUGCUACAUCUAGACUAUCUAACGUGGUGAAUGUGAUUAAUAGUGAAGUACGACUGCUGCCUUCCAAGUGUAAAUA